AUGCCUGCUCCGACACAUUUUAGCAUUAAAAAUGCUUGGUAUGCUAGCCUACGCUACCCAGUGAUCAAUCCCACCAACCGCAAAUGCUCCACGGUCCCUAUUUUCUCGCUGAACAAUCAGUACUCUAAAAAUUUCCACCUGUCGUGGCUUGGAUUCUUUGUCGCUUUUUUGUCGUGGUUUGCGUUCUCCCCUCUCAUUCCAGAUGUCAUCAAGACUGAUUUGAAGUUGACAUCUGAGCAAGUCGGGAAUUCAAAUAUUGUUUCGCUGUGCGCCACUCUCAUUGUACGCCUUAUAUCAGGCCCGCUCGUCGAUCGAUAUGGGCCUCGCAAAGUGAUGGCGGGUCUCCUCAUUAUUGGGGCGAUUCCUUCUGGUCUUGCUGGAACCGUAUCAACUGCAAGUGGUCUUUACAUUGUCCGUUUCUUCAUUGGAAUUCUCGGCGGCACAUUUGUCUCUUGUCAAGCAUGGAUCACUGUUUUCUUUGACAAGAACGUCGUUGGCAGAGCGAAUGCCUUAGGCGGAGGCUGGGGAAAUUCGGGCGGCGGCUUCACAUUCAUCAUCAUGAUCGCUCUCUUCAAUCAAUUGCUUGCUGACGGUAUGAACCCGCACGUGGCCUGGCGGGUGGCAUUUGCAAUUGUUCCUGUCCCCAUUCUCCUUUCUGUUGCUGCUGCCGUUCUAAUUUUUGGCACCGACCACCCCGCGGGCAAAUGGAGUGAUCGAUAUACUGCUGUUGCCACUGCACUUCCUGCAUCAGACAAUGAAACGGGCAUCAUCAAUAGCAAAGAUUCAGAAACAAAGUCUAGUGAUGAUAUCGAGGCUGAAGAAAAUGACAUCAAGGUCACUGUCACGGCUAUAAACUCGGCUUCAGAAUUGGACGCUGCUGUCAACAAACCACUUUCCCUGAACAUGGCGUACGAAAUCAUCUUAAACCCGCUGACCUGGCUGCCCUCGUUAGCUUAUAUGGCAACUUUCGGCUACGAGCUAGCUAUUGAUGCCAACCUGGCUAACGUUCUGUAUACCCUGCUCACAUCUCCCACUUUUGGGCAGACCAAAGCUGGCUAUAUCGCAGGCAUCUACGGUCUCCUUAACGUGGUCUCCCGGCCGCUUGGCGGAUAUUUCGGAGACCUCAUAUAUGUCAAAUUUGGUGUGCCUGGCAAGAAGUACCUGACCAUCGCUUGUGGAGUCGCUCAAGGGCUUCUAUCGCUUGGUCUUGGUCUUUACAUUGAUAACCACUCUCAUCCAUCCCUCACGGUCAUUGUUGUGAUUUUUGUCAUUCUCGCAAUCUUCAACGAGGUCGCCAAUGGAGUCAACUUUUCCCUUGUUCCACAUUGCAACCCCAACUCCAAUGGAUUCAUGAGCGGAAUUGUAGGCGCCAUGGGAAAUCUUGGAGGGAUACUCUUCGCAAUUAUCUUUCGCUUUGAGCCAUCUCCUCCUGGCAAGGCAUUUUGGAUUUCUGGCAUCAUCACGGUUGGCAUAAAUAUUAUUCUCUGUAUCAUCCGUGUACCUCGUGUUUGA
Molecule: messenger RNA, 1512 nt
Organism: Suillus bovinus
Lineage: Eukaryota; Fungi; Basidiomycota; Agaricomycetes; Boletales; Suillaceae
Product: major facilitator superfamily domain-containing protein
Exons: 14
Coding region: 1-1512 (503 amino acids)
Biological process (GO): nitrite transport; nitrate transmembrane transport
Cellular component (GO): membrane
Molecular function (GO): nitrate transmembrane transporter activity; nitrite transmembrane transporter activity
Source: RefSeq, a predicted model, not a curated record